CUCGGAAGAGCCCGGAGAUUAGCGGCGGGGACGCGCUGUCGCGCUGGGUUCUCGGGAAGGAUCGCGACCCGGAACUGACCGCCGCGGGAGAGAAGCGACACCAGCCCCGGAUUCGCGGUCCGGAGCUCGCGGCCGGAGGAGAAGCCCCUGCCAGUGACCACAGACCCCUCUGAGCUAAGGACACCAUGGCCACGUCAGCCCCACUGCGGACCCUGGAAGAGGAGGUGACCUGCUCCAUCUGCCUCGAUUACCUGCGGGACCCCGUGACCAUAGACUGUGGCCACGUCUUCUGCCGUAGCUGUACCACCGACAUCCGCCCGGCCUCGGGGGGCCGCCCCGUCUGUCCCCUCUGCAAGAAGCCUUUUAAGAAGGAGAACAUCCGACCUGUGUGGCAGCUGGCCAGCCUGGUGGAGAACAUCGAGCGGCUGAAGGUGGACAAGGGCAGGCAGCCGGGAGACGUGGCCCGGGAGCAGCAGGACACGAAGCUGUGCGAGCGACACCAGGAGAAGCUGCACUACUACUGCGAGGACGACGGGAAGCUGCUGUGUGUGAUGUGCCGGGAGUCUCGGGAGCACAGGCCCCACACGGCCGUCCUCAUGGAGAAGGCCGCCCAGCCCCACAGGGAAAAAAUCCUGAACCACCUGAGCACCCUAAGGAGAGACAGAGACAAAAUUCAGGGCUUUCAGGCAAAGGGAGAAGCUGAUAUCCUGGCUGCACUGAAGAAGCUCCAGGACCAGAGGCAGUACAUCGUGGCUGAGUUUGAGCAGGGCCACCAGUUCCUGAGGGAGCGGGAGCAGCACCUGCUGGACCAGCUGGAGAAGCUGGAGCAGGAGCUCACGGAGGGCAGGGAGAAGUACAAGACCAGGGGCGUCGGGGAGCUUGCCCGGCUGGCGCUGGUCAUCUCUGAGCUGGAGGACAAGGCACAGCAGCCGGCUGCAGAGCUCAUGCAGGAAAAUGCUGUCCCGGACCAGUGGCAGGGCAAAUCGAUAGCCAGGGAAGAGAUGGCAAGGCAAGUUGUCCAGGACACCAGAGACUUCUUAAACAGGUAUCCGCGGAAGAAGUUCUGGAUUGGGAAACCCAUUGCUCGUCUGGUUAAAAAGAGGACAGGAGAAUUCUCAGAUAAACUUCUGUCUCUGCAGCGAGGCCUGAGGGAAUUCCAAGGGAAGCUGCUGAGAGACUUGGAGUAUAAGACGGUGAGUGUCACCCUGGACCCGCAGUCAGCCAGUGGGUACCUGCAGCUGUCAGAGGACUGGAAGUGUGUGACCUACACCAGCCUGUACCAGGGUGCUUACCUGCACCCCCAGCAGUUUGACUGUGAGCCAGGGGUGCUGGGCAGCAAGGGCUUCACCUGGGGCAAGGUCUACUGGGAGGUGGAGGUGGAGAGGGAGGGCUGGUCCGAGGAUGAAGAGGAGGGGGACGAGGAGGAAGAGGGGGAAGAGGAGGAGGAGGAAGAGGAGGCCAUCUAUGGGGACGGAUACGACGACUGGGAAACAGAUGAGGACGAGGAGUCGUUGGGGGAUGAAGAGGAAGAAGAGGAGGAGGAGGAGGAGGAAGUUCUGGAAAGCUGCAUGGUAGGGGUGGCCAGAGACUCUGUGAAGAGGAAGGGAGACCUCUCCCUGCGGCCGGAGGAUGGGGUGUGGGCGCUGCGCCUCUCCUCUGCGGGCAUCUGGGCCAACACCAACCCCGAGGCUGAACUCUUCCCUGCACUGCGGCCCCGGAGAGUGGGCAUCGCCCUGGAUUAUGAAGGGGGCACUGUGACUUUCACCAAUGCAGAGUCACAGGAACUCAUCUACACCUUCACUGCCACCUUCACCCGGCGCCUGGUCCCCUUCCUGUGGCUCAAGUGGCCGGGAACACGCCUCCUGCUGAGACCCUGAGCCCCAAUGCCUGUCCCUGGCCCCACACCCACAGCUGCUUCACUUCUCAAAUUCCAGGACUCCGUGACGAGGGGAAGGAGGUGCCUGGCCAGACCACCUGGAGCAGGAGAGGGGAGGGACCCCAUGUCCACUGCCGCUCUCCUCCCUACGGCUGUGGCCCCUUUGAGACCUCGCUAAGUGCUGUUGCUCCAUCCACACUGCUGUAGUUCGGCUCCUCUCCCACCUCCUGGAGGUUUCCUUGCAAAAUUCUGACCCUGCGGACUGUUAGGGCUCCUCCCUCCCUUCAGCCCACUGCCUUUGACCCAGCUCUACAUACUUUUUGUUGAAUAAGAGGCAAGGCGGCAUUUUCUUGCCCAGUAUGGCAUCCCAUGCCAGCUGUUCUUGGGAAAGACCAGUUGACCAUUACGCUCAAGGCCAUUUUGCUGUCCUCAAAUCCAAUACUUCUCCUUUGCCCAAAUCUACUCCUGCUGCCUGCCUUCCCUGGCACUUUAAACAGACCUACUACCACCCCAACUCAGAGUUAAACAUACAUGAAAAUGCUGGAAAUGAACUGAAUCAAAAUCCACUGAGGCUUCCCGGGCCAUUUAAGUGAGCCGCCUGGAGUGGCAGUGGAAAUGGUCCUGUGAGGUCCAGAGCAGAAUCCGUGCUCCUCAGAGACCAGGGCUAGCAUAGGAAGUUCCCAUAACUAAGGAGGUGGGACUCCCUGGAGCCAUCUGUGGUCUUAGGGGAAGGGUCUAGAUACAUGUGGCUUUUAGGUAACAGUUUUGAUAGGUGAUCAAUAAAUUAUCUUUGUGGGUUGGUCUUUGUGAGGAGAGUUUUUAAAAGGAUCCAGAAUAUUCUGCUCUUGAUUGGUCCAUCUAAAAACACCAGGGCAAAUCCAGUCAAGCAAAUCCUCCCCUGCCUUGGAAGCUCUGAUCACUUUCUCCGGUCGAGUAUUAAGCUUCUGUCACUGGCCGUGCUCAACACUGAGGUUGCGUUUUCCUAGGACAGGGGUUGGGGAGGGGAAGACAGUUGUGUGGGGAGAGGAGAGGAAGGCAGCAGGAGUCCACAAGCCCACCAGGUCUUCAGGUCAAGAGAGGGAUUAAAGCGUAUCCUCAUUGCUUAUAGGCCCGACCCAAGUCCCAGCCUCCAUGUCAGCUCCCCUAGUGCCAUAGUUUAACAUGAGCUCCCUGCUCCAGCCAGAUUACCUCGCAGCCUUCGUCUUUACCCAUUCUGAGCACUCUGCCAGUCCCCUGCUUAUCCAACUUAACUCCUCCCCCUGCUCCAAGAGACUGUUCCCACCGCUGUGGAUCUGGGGGUCCCUUAGUCACCACGUUGUCUCAAAGUUGCACUCUCUGUGUAUAUCACAUGCUGCCUGAGUCACAUGUACAUCUGAUUUCUGCCUCUAGUUUUGUAAGCUCCCUGAGGGCGGGUUCCAUAUCUUACACUUCUCUUGUAUUCUCCAUGGCACCUAGUGCAGUGCUGGGCGCAGAGUAGGUGCUCAAUAAAAACUUGUUGAAUGAAAAGCUUGGAUUUAUAUAUAUUUUAUUAUAACUCAAAUAUCACCAGAUCUUCUCGGUCUGUGUCUACGAAGAAGUUCCAUUG
This is a messenger RNA of Diceros bicornis minor, 3461 nucleotides long. It is a transcript of the gene TRIM26, whose product is annotated as tripartite motif containing 26. NCBI's taxonomy places the organism in Eukaryota, Metazoa, Chordata, Mammalia, Perissodactyla, Rhinocerotidae. Gene Ontology annotation, molecular function: protein binding; zinc ion binding. Bases 186 to 1877 code for a protein of 563 amino acids. The record is from RefSeq and is a predicted model, not a curated record. The transcript is spliced from 9 exons.